Messenger RNA from Camellia sinensis, 456 nucleotides. NCBI's taxonomy places the organism in Eukaryota, Viridiplantae, Streptophyta, Magnoliopsida, Ericales, Theaceae. The record is from RefSeq and is a predicted model, not a curated record.
AUGGCCCAAGAAGAAGCUAUGAAUGUCAGAGUGGAUCCGCUUGGUGAUGACGACGCAGUGGAGUUAGCAAAGCAGUAUAGGACGGAGAGGCAAAUGGAGAGGGUGGGGGAACCGGUGGUACGAUCUCAUGCUUCCACCAUGAUAGCAGCUCCGAAGCCAAUCAGCCAGGCGGAACCGGAUCACUGGCACACGAAGGCUGACAAAUCAACGGUUACCGCGGCGGAGUUGGAGACUAUUCGCGAAAAAUACCAGGUGCUUGCUGCAAUAGAGUUAUUGUUGUCGAUUUCAACGGAAAGGCCAUCCGACGCAAGGCCGGGGGAGUUUGCCCUUUACGAGAAAGCAUUGAAGGGAGGAUUGAGGCUGCCACUGCCGCGAGUGGUGGUAGAUGUCUUGAACUGUUUGGAGGUGGCACCGGGCCAACUAAUGCCCAACGCGUGGAAGAUUGUACUGGCCUGA